Molecule: messenger RNA, 1983 nt
Organism: Cryptomeria japonica (Japanese cedar)
Lineage: Eukaryota; Viridiplantae; Streptophyta; Pinopsida; Cupressales; Cupressaceae
Product: F-actin-capping protein subunit alpha
Exons: 12
Coding region: 573-1505 (310 amino acids)
Biological process (GO): actin cytoskeleton organization; barbed-end actin filament capping
Cellular component (GO): actin cortical patch; F-actin capping protein complex
Molecular function (GO): actin filament binding
Source: RefSeq, a predicted model, not a curated record
UACACCUGGAAUUGCAGUGGAUAAUUACUUGGAAGUUAGUGAUUGUUGCUUGCAUUCCUAUGAUUUUCCCUUAACCUCCCACGUAAUAAUAUCUUCCCAAUAUAUAUAACGAACAACCAUUCCCUAGCAAAUCAUGGAUCCCACAAACACUAGUUGGACAGAAUUGAAAGAAAAUUUGUUUAUUUCCUAAGUAACAGCACAUCCACAUCCAGUACAAUAUGGCCCAUCUUGCAUAUAGGUUGUGUAUGCAUGCUUAGGAAGCAAGGGUCUAGGGCUAUGGCCUGUAUAUGCCAGCCAUAUAUUUCCACUGCUUGUCUGGCAUGGAUUAUGGCUUAUUUGUCCCACCUCCCUGCCAUAAAUGAUUUAAAACCCUAUUAAGAAAAACCCAAUUGUCUGGCAUGGAUUAUGGCUUAUUUGUCCCACCUCCCUGCCAUAAAUGAUUUAAAACCCUAUUAAGAAAAACCCAAUAAUCUUUCGCUAUCUGUUUUGUAGUUUUGCUCCUAUCUAAAACAUUUCUAUGCGUAUUUAAACUAUAGGAGGAUGAAGUGAGGGAAGAAAAAAGGUGUGGUGCAAUGGACGAUGAGGAGGAAGCGAAGUUGUCUGAAAUGCAGAAGAUCGAAAUGGCGAAGUGGUUCCUUGUGAAUUCCCCUCCUGGAGAAAUCCAAUAUGUCGCCAAAGACAUUAGAUCGGUAUUGAUGGAUGAGAGAAUGUACGCAAAGGCCACAUUGGAAGCCUUCCCCCUUCACAAUAAGUUCCACAUGAUAUCUCUGGAGAUGCCCAAUCGAAGUGGUCAGGUGAUUGUGACAGAAUUUAGUGAGCUUGAUGAAACUCAUUAUUUGGAUCCACGAACUGCCCAAGUUGCAACUGUUAACCAUGUUAAGCAAGUUUGUACGGAGGUCAGACCUGCUGCAGAUGUGGAACUUGCAUCGGUAUAUGUUGAGGAGUUUCGUUUUGCUUUGGACAAUGAGCUUUCUAAAUAUGUUGAUGAAGCUUAUCCAAAAGGGGAGUGCUCGGUGUAUUGCACAGCUGGAAAAGAUGUUGAAGGAGAUGGAUCAAACUUUGAACUUACAGCUGUGAUUUCUGUGGCCAAAUAUAGCCCUCAAAAUUUCUGCAAUGGAUGUUGGCGUUCAGUUUGGAAAAUCGAUUUUAAGGAUGAUGUGCAGGCAGUGGAAUUAAAUGGUAAAUUAGGGGUUGUUUCUCAUUAUUUUGAGGAAGGGAAUGUGCAACUGGAUACAUGUUAUGAAUGCAAGGAAUCUAUUGCGAUGCAGACUCCAGAAGAAUGUGCAUCUUCCAUAACAAGUAUUAUUCGACACCAUGAAUCAGAGUAUUUAGCAUCACUGGAGGAAUCUUAUUCAAAACUCUCUGAUACAACAUUCAAGGUAUUCCAAGACCUCAUGGAGCUUCGAAGGAAACUUCCAGUUACUAGAACCUUAUUUCCAUGGAAUAACACUUUACAAUUAAGCUUUACAAGAGAUCUAACAAAGGAGCUCGGCCUUGGCAAAUAAUUGAACAUCAAUGUGGCAAAUCACAACCAGGAAAGAAUUGAAUGAUGUGUAUUACCUAAAUUGUAGCAGAUAUUCUUCCCAUGUCUUGGCUAGGAAUUUCAAGAUUGGGCUUUGAGGAAGCAUUCAAUAGGCAACCAAGUUCUACAGUACCAGCAUGAUUGUGAUGAGGAGUAGGAAUCCUCAAUUUGAUUGAUUGAGUGACUUUCAACUUGAGAUUUUUUUGUAAUCUAAUUGUAAUCUUCUGAAUAUUCUGCACAGCUUUCGCUUUGCAUCAUCUACAAAGUAAAAUUAGUUAUUCUUCUAUCGAAUGAGUAAUUGAAUCUCAUUACCUUUGGUGAGUUAUGGUUUAUGUGAAAAAAUCUGGUUUUGUCUCUUUGAUAUAAAAAUUCUAUCGCCAGGUUCCCCAGCUUUUGGGCCAUCUGGGCCAUUUGAUGUACAUUGAGAGAUAUAAUGACAUGGUCGUUUUCCCUUUCCAACA